This is a messenger RNA of Caenorhabditis remanei, 933 nucleotides long. RefSeq lists its product as uncharacterized. The record is from RefSeq and is a predicted model, not a curated record. Gene Ontology annotation, cellular component: membrane. Gene Ontology annotation, molecular function: G protein-coupled receptor activity. The transcript has 5 exons. NCBI's taxonomy places the organism in Eukaryota, Metazoa, Nematoda, Chromadorea, Rhabditida, Rhabditidae. Bases 1 to 933 code for a protein of 310 amino acids. Gene Ontology annotation, biological process: G protein-coupled receptor signaling pathway.
AUGGAGCCUCUUCUUAUCAUCCUUCUUGUGAUCUACAUGACAAUUUUUGUGGUAGGAUUCACUGGGAAUCUACUGAUGGUGUUGGUCACUUUUCAUAGCAAGAAUCUGCGAUCAAUUUGUAACAUGUUGAUUUGUGCGUGCUGCUUCUGUGAUUUGCUGUUGUUCACGGAUAUCCUUGCGUUUUUUAUUGGAAGCUUUGUGGAAAUUAGUCAACAAACCUGCUUCUACAUGAACAUCCCCGCCGAUUUCGGAGCAUUCGCUUCCAAUGCCUGUGUCCUUGCCGUUGGAAUAGACCGUCUGAUUGCCGUUGUCAAUCCUGGUCGCUACAAACAAUUGGAGAUGGAGAGAUUCAAGUACUUCUCGCUUCUCAUGGCAUUCCCAGUCCUUUAUGCACUUGCGCUACUUCUCGUGGGAUUUGGUGAACGUGAUCCGACAAAAGUUCUCCCAUGCCUAUUACCUAACUCUUUGGGACAUGCUUACGACCUUUUUGCGCUCACCUCCUUUGGUAUAAACCUUUUUGUACCGCCCAUCUAUAUUUAUGUCUACUAUCGGAUAAAGAGAAUGAGAAUGAACAACUCCAUGAAAGCCGUUUUCAAAUCUCUAUUUGUAACGGUAUGCCUGGUUGUGUGUGGGUGGAUGACUACUGAUUUAAUUGGUGCACUGACAGUAACUCUUCCAAUGGAUGAUAAAGUGAAAAUGAUGAUACAGUUAUAUUGUGGAACUUUUAUUUUCACAUCCUCAGCGUUUAAUGCAGUGGUGUAUUACAAGUUGAGUCGGGACUACAGAAGUGCAAUGCGUACAAUGUUGGGUAUUUCCAAUGAGACUCAGGCAAUGAAGUCUACAACAUAUAAAGAGGCGACAGAUGCACAGAAGUCUACUAUGAAUCGAGCAUCGACAAACACAAACGCUAUUAAUACGGAUUUACAUGUAUAA